AUGUCAAACAAUAUGAAUAGAACUCCAGAGCCGCAUAAGAGGUCACCGAGCAAACAUGUGAUCGUCCCACUCAGGCAGGAAACGACGGCUCCGCUCACCCCGCCAACUACGAUUACAAAAACGCAAGAGCGUAAUGUUAAGCAAGAAUGGAUAGAGCCAAAAAAGCUACUGCCAGAAUUGAAAAAGACCUCAUCUGCAAAAAGAAAACCGCCAUUAAGAUAUCGGCCGCCUAAGAAUUCUGUUUUCGAUGCCCGAGGUUAUUUAGAUGGCGUCCACGCCAAAACUACCGAUACAAAGAACGCUGGUUUUCUCAAAUAUGCAUUACAGAACAGUAGACGAAUCAUUAUCAUUUCGGGAGCUGGAAUAUCUGUUGCAGCAGGAAUCCCAGAUUUUCGUUCUGGUAAUGGGUUGUUCUCCACGUUGCGACAGGACGGCGUUUCCUCAGGCAAAGAAUUAUUUGAUAUCAACCAUGUUUAUUCGAAUGAUGAAAUGAGCCUCAAGUUCAACCGCAUGAUUGUAGAUUUAUUUGAGAGAAGUCGAGACAACCAACCUACGCAGUUUCAUAGAAUGAUGAACUGGUUUGCUGAGGAAGGGCGGCUGCGUAGACUAUAUACGCAGAAUAUCGACUGUUUGGAAAACAAGUUGACGCAUCUCAAGACCACAAUCCCGUUAAAAAGUCCGUUUCCCACCACUAUUCAGCUACAUGGUAGUAUCAACCACAUGAGCUGCAUGAAAUGCUCAAAAAUCUACCAGCUGGAUCCUGUAGUUUUUAAAUGCCAUGAAGAACAAAAAAACACACAAAUAGUUCCAUUAUGCGCCCAAUGUGAGGAAUUUGACGCAGUGCGGGCCGUUGCUGGAAUGAGGUCACAGGGAAUAGGGAAGCUUAAACCCCGAAUUGUAUUGUAUAACGAAAUCCAUCCCGAAGGUGAAAGUAUAGCUGAUAUUAUUUCAAAAGAUUUGAAGGGCAGGCCGGAUUGUCUGAUCAUUGUUGGCACCAGCUUGAAAAUACCAGGGGUCAGGACAAUGAGCAAAAAGUUUGCUCGUCAGAUUCAUAACUCCAAAGGAAUUGUAUUAUGGUUUAAUAGAGAACUCCCGUCUCAUAGCAUCAGAGAUUUCGUUGAAUUUAUUGAUCUUAUAGUCGUCGGAGACUGCCAGGAUAUACCCCUAAUUCUUGAAAGCGAGAAGAUAUUUGAGGGCAUCUAA
Messenger RNA from Lachancea fermentati, 1203 nucleotides. The record is from the annotation of a GenBank genome assembly. NCBI's taxonomy places the organism in Eukaryota, Fungi, Ascomycota, Saccharomycetes, Saccharomycetales, Saccharomycetaceae.